Messenger RNA from Cyphellophora attinorum, 1527 nucleotides. RefSeq lists its product as uncharacterized. The transcript has 3 exons. Lineage: Eukaryota; Fungi; Ascomycota; Eurotiomycetes; Chaetothyriales; Cyphellophoraceae. Bases 1 to 1527 code for a protein of 508 amino acids. The record is from RefSeq and is a predicted model, not a curated record.
AUGACUGACGAUGACUCGAAGAAGGUCCAGAAUCUUCGUACCUGCGUGGGACCACUAGAGAAUAUACCGACCUACUGGCACGGCGAUGGUGAUCGGCUCCGCCUCUGCUUGGCUGACGGGAGUCGAAUCCCUGAUGUCUCGCAAUGCGCACUCGUAGGGACCGUGCCCCAGAAUCAUGUUCUCCGUCAAAAGCAGGGUGUCCGCCACUUGCCGGACUGCUCCCUGCUGUAUGUCCUCCGCACGCUGAGCCGGCCAGCAGAAGUUCCCGUGUUCAGCGACUGCAUCGGUAGCAACAUGGGAUCACUCUUCCUGCCAGAUUCAUAUGAGCUUGAGUCAGUCAGCUCCGCCGACGAGAAGCUCGCAUCUAUCGCCUGGGGCUUCACACUGGGAUUCAGUCUACUCACGGCAACGAAAGCCGCGAGACAGACGUACAAGAUAUACAAGCGGACCAAGUCGCUUAAUGUCUAUGUAACUCUGAUCUGGGGUGAACUGGUCGUCUCGACUGUCUUCGGCUUCAUAUGCUGGUUCUAUCUGAACGGCAACUUUCCGCCAAGCUUUGCAUUCUUCUUCUCGAUCUUGACAUUAUGGGCGCUGCAAGUCCAGUUCCUGCUACAGAUCAUCAUCAACCGGAUCGGCCUGCUUAUUCCGAACAAGCGCAAAGUGUGGCGGAUCAAGUGGGGAGUCGCAUUGCUUAUCACUUCGAUCAAUAUCUCAGUGUAUUGCAUAUGGGUGCCCGCCCGACUUCAAAUCAGCGAAGAAUACAUUCGAAUCAACGAGAUCUGGGACCGUUGCGAGAAGGGCAUCUACCUUGUUGUCGACGGCAUCCUCAAUUGGUACUUCCUCAGACUGGUCAGCUCUAAUCUGAUCAAGGCCGGCAUUACGAAAUACAAGCGCCUGUACAACUUCAAUUCGAUCAUCGUGGUCGUCUCGCUGUCGAUGGACGUGCUCAUCAUUGCCAUGAUGUCACUGCCAAACACCUUCGUAUACAUGCAAUUCCACCCAGUCGCAUACAUCGUGAAGCUCAACAUCGAGAUGAGCAUGGCCGACCUGAUCACAAAAGUCGCCCGCGAAGACGGCAAAGGCCCUUCCGGCGGCAAAAGCAGCAGUGCUGGCGUCAAAGGAGCAGUACUCUCAUGGACCGGCGUCCAUCAGAACCAAGCACACAUCACUGGCGGGAAAGGUCACAGUCGCAUCACAUCCGGCGACGACAGGGGAUUCGAAGCCUACGGCCAUGGCGGUCAGUGGGCAACGUUCGAGAUGAGCAAUUGCACACCAGAUCAUGAGAGCGGCGGCAACGACAAAGCCGCCAAUGUUCAUGUUCUCGACAAGGACCGGACGGAGUCCAGCUCGUCUAGCAGCACGGAGGGACUGUUCGAUGAUCGUCACGAGAGCCAAACUGUAGACUUCGCGACCAUGAUCAGACAGCCCACAGAGGAUAAUGGAGUCCGCGAUGCCAGGCGCGACUCAGGAGAGCCAGGUCGGACCAUAAUGAAGACGGUCGAGUAUUCUGUCGCGACAGAGCGAUGA